Limulus polyphemus (Atlantic horseshoe crab) is the source of this 900-nucleotide messenger RNA. Its product is annotated as troponin T, skeletal muscle-like. The transcript is spliced from 3 exons. NCBI's taxonomy places the organism in Eukaryota, Metazoa, Arthropoda, Merostomata, Xiphosura, Limulidae. The coding region runs from base 25 to 426 and encodes 133 amino acids. The record is from RefSeq and is a predicted model, not a curated record.
UAUUGACGUUUACACUUGAUACAAAUGUUUCUAUUCUUCCAGCCCAAGCUCCAGGUGGCUAGUAAAUACGAGCGAAGAAUUGAUCGGAGAACCUUCGGUGACAAGAAAGAACUGUUUGACGGUGGAUUUGAAGCCUCAUACCUGUCAGAGUUAGAGAAACACUGGGAUGAGAGAAUGAAAAGUUUCAAGGGACGAGGGCCCCCAAAACUCCUAAAAUGGGACCCAACAACUCCAAGAAACAAAGAAAAAACUUCUGCUCGUCGACACGAAGAAGAGGAGGAGGAAGAAGAUAUCCCAAUGCCUACCAUACCUGAGCCAGCGCAAGAAGAACCUGCUGUUGAAGAAGAAGAGGAGGAGGAAGAAGAAGAAGAAGAAGAGGAUGAAGAAGAAGAAGAGGAGGAGGAAGAAGAAGAGGAAGAAGAAUAAUCGAGGGCAAAAAAAACACAGUUUCCUGUAGUUCAAGUUGAAGAAGACCACAACUAGUCACUAGAAGCUUCCUUGUCCUGACCUGAAUAAAAAUGCUCUAGAUAAGAAGAUCGCUUAACAAGAAACGGCUUCCACAUUUUAUACUAACGCAUUUUCGUUACGAUUGGAAUUGGUUUAUAUUUUCCUAAUGACCUGCUUAUUGAUUGAAAUUAAUUACUAGAAGAUUCGUGUCUGAACACAUCAACUGUUUUUUUUUCUUAAUUUUCUUGUAUAAAAAGAAAGAAAAAAAAACUUAUCGAGCAAUCUGUCGUUCAUGACAACAAUUUUCUGGACAGUUUAAUUAAACACACUAGCAAUCAGACAGACUUUUACCAUAAAUCUGACAAGAAAUUGUGUGGUUGUAGGUCAGGAAAAUCGGAAAGUAUUAGUUUGUAAAACUUGUUAUUCAAUUGAAAUAAAAUCUACCUUUACACA